ACAGCCGUCUAUUUAAACCCCCCUCUCCCCCCUCCCACCACCUCUAUCAUUCACGGAUACUACGAAUCGCAGACAAGACAGCCUUUUACAUUAUCCACCCAUACUUUACAAGCAAACACGCGCUCUUCAAAAAAAUGUCUCAACCCACCGGCACUACCACCACUCAGGAGAGAUCUCAGCCAUGGCAGGCAAUGCAGGAAGUCCAAACCCUAUUCAAGCCGGCCAUGUCUGCUGCCAACGCCGAGUCCGGCGCGGACGCUAGUUCGCAGAGGGAUAUGCUUGGAGAGAAGCCUUUGAAGCUCAAUUUGUUUAGGGAGAACUUGAAUUCGGCUACUACCAACAUUGCGGAUGUUGUGGAGGAGAAGCAUUGAGAACUUUGUUAUCAUUUAUCAUACUACGAAGCUCAAUUUGAUGAGGUCCGCCCUGAACUCGGCGAGUACCAAAUAUUGCGAAUGUGGAGGAUUGAGAAAUCGUGUUAUACUUGGGGGACUAGCCCCGUUUAAAGCCAGAUACUACCUAACUAAAUGUCACUCGUUUAUCUGA
Messenger RNA from Talaromyces stipitatus ATCC 10500, 543 nucleotides. RefSeq lists its product as uncharacterized. The transcript is spliced from 2 exons. Bases 135 to 371 code for a protein of 78 amino acids. The record is from RefSeq and is a predicted model, not a curated record. Lineage: Eukaryota; Fungi; Ascomycota; Eurotiomycetes; Eurotiales; Trichocomaceae.